AAGACACUUGGGUCUCUAGAGUAAAGCUGGAUCAGUGACUGGUGUUGUAGCAAUCAAUGCAUACCCUGAUGAUGUGGAGGGCUCUCAUCUUUCUAAUUCUUACAUUCUCAUCAGGAGCACUUUCACAAUCAAAAACACGCAUUGCACAUUAUCGUUCAUGGAAUUCACAGAUGUAUCCAGUUUGGAGAGACGGAGAUCCCAGAUACAGAGACUGUUGGAAAGGUGGAGAGGUGACAUUUGAAGUCAGAAGUGAUUCUCCUACACUGACAGGAGCCAAAGCUACUUUCAACAUUGAUGUUGGCUUCCCUCAGAACCAGACAGUACUUCCUGAUGGACAGGUGGUGUGGGCAAGAAACUGUACUAUUAAUGUUACAACUGGUUCCUUCAGGCCACAGGUGGUUUUGAUGGCAGCAAUCUCAACUGGUUGUCAGCUCAGUCCAACUCCAGCAGCCACUGUUGUACCUCCUGUUCCUGUCACAGAUGAAACUACAGCAGUGGAAAACAUUGUGCUGACUGUUUCUCCUCAGUUGGUUGAUGUUGCGCCCACGGCAGAGGAAGGAGUUGCAGAUGAUGUCACUGUCGUUGCCAAUGACUUGGCAGUGUCAGCAAUUGACACAGAAGCAAAAUUAGAUAAUACUGGCCAAGAGGUCCCCACUGUUGCUGGAGACACAGCUGUGGCUGAAGCUGACAAUACUGCUGCAGUUAUGUUAGCCACACCUACGGCUGUUGAGGCUGAACCUGCGACAGAAGUUCCUGUGGCUGACAUGGACCCAGAAAGAGACGAGAUUAUAAUCAAUCUGGCAGCCACAGUACUCCCAGAACCCCCUGAAUUCUCUGUUUGGACAGUUAUAGAAACAGUAGCACCAACUGGUGAUGCAGUAAUCAUUAUUACCUCUGAGGCAGUGGUCACAGAUAUUGUAGCAUCUGUUUUACCUGCAAUAGAAGACAUAGAAGCAGUUAAUGAGACUGUUGCUGGGGUCAACGAGGCAACCGAAACCAUCAAUGGCUUAACUAGCAUAUCUGAGGCAACAGUGAGUGAAUUAGAAGCUGAACUGGUGGCAGGAACUGAAGCAACCCAGGCCGCUCUAGUCAUUGCAAAGCGGCAAGCACCAGAAAUGCCAGCAGAAACAAACUGUAUGAUUUAUCGUUAUGGCUCCUUUUCUACAACUCUUACAGUAGUCCAGGGAAUAGAGAGUGUUGAGAUUGUGGAGGUAAAUAAUGUGGUCAUUCUGGCCACAGAGCUGGAGCAGAAUGCUGUAGAUCUUACAGUCACAUGCCAGGGAAGCCUUCCAAAUCAAGUCUGCACUGUGGUAUCUGAUGCAGACUGCACAAGCCCUGUUCAGGCCCUACAGUGUAAUGCUGUGACUCCAACCUCUGAGUGUCAGAUGGUGCUGCGACAAUUUUUCAACAACUCUGGCACCUUCUGUAUCAACGUCUCUCUAACCAAUGAUGUCAGCUUGGCAGUAACCAGUGCAAAGCUCAGUGUGGCUAUAGACACAAAUUCAUCAAGGAACAUGGCUGGAGCAACACUGGGAGUCCUGUUUUUUAUUUGUGCUGUGGGGGCCAUUGCAUUUACAUACAAGCGAUUUAAGGAGUACCAUCCACUGAGACAUUAUAAUGCAAGCAGCAGUUUCAGCUCUGGAAGAAGCUCAGUGCCUUUAAUGCUGUGGAAUUUUCUGAGCCGGAGAUCCACUGCAGAGAGCCGCCCCCUCCUGCUUGGGCGAGUGGUGUGAAAAGCUGUCCACUUCUGCUUUAAGGCAUAUUGCAUAGUCUGUACAAUCUCUCAAUAAUUAAAUAAUAAUUCAAUAUGUACAAUGAGGGCCUCAUUGUACUGUAAUAACAAAAUGUCAUACGUAAUAUGCCUUACAUUAUCUAAAUGAUGUUUUAUUGUAUGUGGCAGUUGCUGAAUAAUUACAGAGUAUAUUGUGUGCCAUCAUAAAAAGUUGCAGAUAUUUCCUGUCAGUGGUUAGGUUUUCUUGGGUUGCAAUAAUCUGACUUUUUCUCCUUCGGUUAUUUGUUUUGUCCCUAGGUGUCAAUCUAGAGAUAUAGAGUUGUAACUUUAACUAUGAAAAAUAUAGUGCAGUGCACAGGACAAUGCAAAGUGGUGAAAAACCAAGUAGUUUACUUACAUUAUUUACAGAAGGUGGGAAUAAAAAGUACAAAAGGGGUACAAAAUGUAAAAGAAAAAACUAAUCUACACUCUUUAACAAAAAUCAAAGUACAGUGGGUGGCACUCACCCCUUACCUAACAUUUAUGUGGAUCUGUUAUGUGAAGCAUCUUCAGUUAUGUAAAUCUAAUCAUUCUAUAAGCAACCCAAGUAAACUGCUUGAUAGGAAUAUUGUCUAAUUUAAAAUCAUCAGAUAAUAGUCAGGUUAUUACAGACCACAAAAACAUUGUCAGCUGUUCUUCAAAUAAUCUAUUUAACUAAAAACAAAUGUUUCAAGAAAAGCCUUGCACAUUUUCAACAUUUAUGAAACAUUAAGAAGCUUUAUGAAGUAAAUUUAUAUUUACAUUAAACUACGAUGUAAAUUUAUAUUAGUGUUUAACCAUCAAUAAUUAAAAAUAUUAUGUAUUUUCCCCAUUUACCUUUGCAGAACUACCUUUCCUAUAUUAUAUUAUAAUCUAAUUUUAUUUUAUUUUAUUUUAUUUUUAUUUUAUUAUUUAGAGCAGUGCUUCUCAAACCUGUCUAAACCCCCCACCACUGCACAUUUUGGAUGUCUUCCUCAUCUAACACACCUCAUUCAACUCAUCAUCUAAGUAGAGAUUGCAAAACCCCAAAUGGGUUUGUCUGAUAUGAGAAACAUGCUAAAUGUGCAGUGGUGGGGGAUCUUCAGGACAAGCUUGAGAAGCACUGAUUUAAAUCCUCAACUUUUUUUUACAAACGAUGUGUUAAUUUGAUAUCUACUCAAAAGGUCUGAUGUUUUAUUUAUAAAUAAUAAUAGCCAUACUGAUGACUUAUUACCCCUAAAUAAAAACAUCUCCUGACUCUU
Molecule: messenger RNA, 2991 nt
Organism: Sinocyclocheilus grahami
Lineage: Eukaryota; Metazoa; Chordata; Actinopteri; Cypriniformes; Cyprinidae
Product: melanocyte protein PMEL-like
Exons: 10
Coding region: 57-1733 (558 amino acids)
Biological process (GO): melanosome organization
Cellular component (GO): plasma membrane; melanosome
Source: RefSeq, a predicted model, not a curated record